Molecule: messenger RNA, 345 nt
Organism: Talaromyces rugulosus
Lineage: Eukaryota; Fungi; Ascomycota; Eurotiomycetes; Eurotiales; Trichocomaceae
Exons: 1
Coding region: 1-345 (114 amino acids)
Biological process (GO): nucleoside metabolic process
Molecular function (GO): catalytic activity
Source: RefSeq, a predicted model, not a curated record
AUGGCUAUCAAGAACCCUCGAUCGCACGACGAUUACAUGGUUGGAUGGAUCUGUGUGUUGCUGCUGGAGAUGGCGGCUGCAAAACUGAUGUUGGACGUAAUAUAUCUGACUUUAUCUAUUCUACUGAUAGAUCAAAAUACAUAUAUUCUUGGAAAUAUUGGGGACUAUAAUAUUGUUGUUAUGUGUUUACUAGCUGGUGUAUAUAGCAUUAUCUCAGCUGUAAUAAUUGUGAUUCAGCUACUGUCUAGCUUCUACUCUAUCUACUUUGGUCUGUUGGUCGGCAUUGGCGGUAGAGUGCCAAGUAGCAAUAUAGAUAUUCAACUAGGUGAUAUAGUUGUGAGUUAG